AUGGAGGAGGGACCGCCACCACCCGAAAAUCUGGCGAGAGAUCACACAGGCGUACCGCCCAAGCGCCUGAGAAAAUUCGUCUACGAGAACGGACGGGAAUAUGGAAACGACAGUUACUACAUGCCGUGCGACCAGGCAGAGAAUGAUCGCCUGGCCAUCCACCACCGCAUAUACACCCAUGCCCUAAAAGGCAAACUCACUACAACACCCGUAACAUCAGACACAAGAAGAAUAUUAGACCUGGGAACAGGACCGGGGCACUGGGCUGUCGCCAUGGCGCGGCAGUAUCCUCAUACCGAGAUCGUCGGCAUCGACAUGGCGGUCUGGGACAUCGAAACCACAGAAGAGUCGGUAGGAUGUACCGGCGUAAACUGGGAAAUCGACGACUUGGACGUCUGGGGCGUGGAAGACGACUUCGACGACCUCAAACGGCGACUAGAGCGCUACGACAUGGCGCACGACUAUGCCAACCGCGAGCCCCUCUCUGCGAGCAAGGCCGCCAAACUCAAAGGCCACACCUCCGCCAGCGACUCCUCCCAGCCUCAUACACCUUCAGACUCAGCCUACGAAUCAUACGCGUUAGAGCCCGAAGCACAGCCCGGCUGGCACUUCAGCGAGCCCUUCGACCUUAUCUAUAUGCGCGGCAUGAAGGGCGUGUUCGCCUACUGGGAAGGUGUCUACGACGAGAUCUACAAAAACCUUAAUCCAGGUGGCUGGUUGGAGGUCGUGGAUUUCGACAUGAGUCUACCCAACAUCGAGCAAGGCGUAGACAACUUCCCCUUCCCGACCCUCGCGAAAUUGUACCUCGGCGUCAUGCAAGCAGCUUUCAAAUCCGGGCGGCCUGUAGGCACCUUCUACAUGCAUCCCACCUACCUCGACGACGCGGGCUUCACGAACAUCAAACAGACGUACGUCAACGUGCCUAUAGGCCAGUGGCCCGAGGACGAGGAGCAGCGCACCAUCGGGAAGAUGCAUUUAGUCUGCAUCAUGGAGAUGCUGGAAUCCAUGCUCCUCCGGUAUUUGACUCAGUGGGGCGAUGCGAGCAAGGACCACUGGACGAUGGAGGAGGUGCAGAGCAUGAUUGAGGUGGGCAAGGGCGAGAUUAUGGAUUGGGCGAGUGGGACAGACAGGUUCGGAAAUAUUAGGGAGGGGUGGUGCGCGAGUUACAAGUGGAUUAUUGGGCGAAAACCGCUGGAUGCGAGGGAUAGGAGGGAGAUGUAA
Didymosphaeria variabile is the source of this 1221-nucleotide messenger RNA. RefSeq lists its product as uncharacterized. The transcript is spliced from 2 exons. Bases 1 to 1221 code for a protein of 406 amino acids. The record is from RefSeq and is a predicted model, not a curated record. NCBI's taxonomy places the organism in Eukaryota, Fungi, Ascomycota, Dothideomycetes, Pleosporales, Didymosphaeriaceae. Gene Ontology annotation, molecular function: methyltransferase activity.